Molecule: messenger RNA, 176 nt
Organism: Scutellospora calospora
Lineage: Eukaryota; Fungi; Glomeromycota; Glomeromycetes; Diversisporales; Gigasporaceae
Source: the annotation of a GenBank genome assembly
AUGUCUGUUGUAGGAGGCGAAUCCAGUUUAACCUACUAUGAGAGUUUACAGACAUUCAUGUCUACGAAAUCACGUAUAGUAGUAUACAAUAAUAAGCAAAGGCUUAAAAAAGAUGAUGAUGAUUCGAUAAAGGUUAUAUCAAGGAUUGUAGAUGAUAAUAGAUCGUUAGAACAAAG